AUGAUGUGUUGGGAGGGGGGGGGGGUUGUUGUGGGAUAUGGGGGGGGGUUGGGGUAUGGUUGGGGUAUGUUGUUAUGUGGAUGUGUGAUGGUGGGGAUUUUGGGGUGGGGGUAUUGUUGGUUGGGUGUGGGGGGUGGGGGUUUUUGGUGUAGAUUGGUGGUUGGGGGGGGGGUGUGUGGGGGGUUGUGUUGGGUGGGGGGGGGGUUUGGGGUUUUGGUGGUUUGGUGGGUGGUGGGGUUGGUGUUGGGAAUUUUUGGGGGGGUGGGGGGGGUAUGUGAUGGGGGGGGGUGGGGGGGAAGGGGGGGUGGGGGGGGUGAUGUGGAUGUUUGGGGGUUUUAUUAUGGGUUGAUGUGGGUGGUGGGGGUAGAUUGUGGGUGGGGGUGGAAUGGUAUGGUUGAGUGUAGUUUUGGGGGUAGGGGGGGUUUGGGGGGUAUGGUUUUGGGGGGGGUGAUGGGGGUGGGGUUGGUGGGUUGUGGGGGUUGUGGGGUUUAG
This is a messenger RNA of Knipowitschia caucasica, 492 nucleotides long. NCBI's taxonomy places the organism in Eukaryota, Metazoa, Chordata, Actinopteri, Gobiiformes, Gobiidae. The record is from the annotation of a GenBank genome assembly.